GGUGUUUCGCAAUCACUUCGUUUUGGCCUCUGCGGCCACCGUCGUCCUCAGCUUGUCAUCUGUCAUGGCAACCUCCAGCGGCGGCAUGGCGUCCUCCGAGGCUCUGCGUUAUGCCGAAUAUAGGAAGGGGAGCACGGUUACUUCUGGUGCUGACAUCGACCGGAGGCUGGGUGGAACUAUGAUUGCGGUGGGACUCGGAGUUGCAGCAGCAGCUUUUGCAGGUCGCUUCGCUUUCCAGCUGUGGAAACCUUUGGGUCAAGUUAUCAUGGAAAACGCGAACAAAAUCUCUACUCCAACCCUUUCUUAUUACUACAGAGGAGGAUUUGAGCAGAAAAUGAGUAGGCGAGAAGCAAGCCUUAUUUUGGGUGUCAGUCCAUCUGCUAGCAAAUCCAAGAUCCGCAUGGCACAUAGGAAAAUUAUGAUUUUAAAUCAUCCAGAUAAAGGUGGAUCGUCUUAUAUAGCCAUGAAAAUAAAUGAAGCAAAGGACUUACUGGAGUCUAGUGCAAAACAAUGACAUAAGCGAGAUGAAUAAUUAAUUUGUAUUAAACUCUUUGCUGCCAGGAAAGAUAGCACGCUGCCAGUGUCUGCCUACCUGUUAGCAAGAUUUUUAAUGUUAUUUUCUAAUUAUGUUAUUUAUACGGUUCUUAUUUUACUAUAACAACUAGAAGAUUAUGCAAAGACAAAGCUACAACCUGACAUGGCAGUUAGGAUGGUAACCAGAAUACCAGUGAAAGGAAUGACCCGCAUUACAUGGAUGCACAUUAAAUUUGUAUGUAUGGACUAAAUUAGACGUUUCUGCCAAUUUUUCUCUGUAUGCCCAGUCAAAUAGACUGCUGUAACCUUGGCAAGCUCACAAGAGCAGGAGAUGUAAAAAUGUCAUCACAUUCUGUGCCUAGCUCCCAGCUGUUCAUAUAAAGGGCCAUCAGUUGGCUUUACAAUCCUCUCUCUCUUUGGACCUUCGUCUUCAUGCAUUGGAUGCAGAGCACGUCCAUGUAAUGUGGGAAAAAAACUAAGUAUGUAAUAAACUGUACUCGCUGCCAGCUUCUCCCUGCAAUCAUCAGCUACUCACAGAAAAGAAUGAAAAAACUUGUGCAUUUGCCACAAACAAAUUCAACAGGAGGGGACAAUCUAUUUGUAAUAUUUAAAGCAAAAUGUCAGAGCUGGCAAAUGUAAAUUGUAUGUGUAGCAAAUUAGAAGUGACUUUCUGUAGGACUCAUUUAGGACUCCCUGAGCUUUUAAUAAGCUGUAAGUUAAAAAAAUAAAAAAUCUGUCUGUGUGAGUGGGCAAAAAGACGACGCCUGGCUUCAUUAUGAAUUUUCAGUUCUGGCUGGGAGCUGGGAGAUGCAUAAUAUUCAAAAACAAAUUACAGAACACACUUACUGUGUUAAUGGAAUAUGCAUUUAGUGACCCACAAUAGCUUUGUUAUGUGGAUUGUAUUGUGAGGUCAAUGAGCCAUGUGAUAUAUUGUGCAUCUAGUGACCUAUAAAAGUAAGCAUGGUGCAAUAGGUGUUCUCUAUAGAAGGCUUAAACGUUAUGUUUUCUGCUAUUUUAUUUCAAUCUUC
Molecule: messenger RNA, 1562 nt
Organism: Bufo bufo (common toad)
Lineage: Eukaryota; Metazoa; Chordata; Amphibia; Anura; Bufonidae
Gene: DNAJC15
Product: DnaJ heat shock protein family (Hsp40) member C15
Exons: 6
Coding region: 65-514 (149 amino acids)
Biological process (GO): protein import into mitochondrial matrix
Cellular component (GO): PAM complex, Tim23 associated import motor
Molecular function (GO): ATPase activator activity
Source: RefSeq, a predicted model, not a curated record